Molecule: messenger RNA, 1083 nt
Organism: Ornithodoros turicata
Lineage: Eukaryota; Metazoa; Arthropoda; Arachnida; Ixodida; Argasidae
Product: papilin-like
Exons: 8
Coding region: 60-1001 (313 amino acids)
Molecular function (GO): serine-type endopeptidase inhibitor activity
Source: RefSeq, a predicted model, not a curated record
UUGGUUGACCUAUUCGCCUGCAUUUCACUUGUUCUAUUGGACAUGAUUAGCUGGUGAACAUGAUUGUUCCAGCUCGGUUUCCCGGUCCAAGUCCUGAAGAACUCGGAGCUCCACCCGAGGAAUUGCUUCAACCAGAACCUUCAGACGGGGCCCCACCUCAAUCACUGUCAAGCGGAUUUGUCAGAUCCGAUGCCUUACAAGCGAAGCAUAAACGUGCAAUCAUCACAAAAACAGCUGUGGCAGCCGCCGUAGCCAUCGGUCUUGUUGCAGUUGGAGUGACGAUCUAUAUGACCGUAGACACGGGAUCCAGCGUUGAGGAACCCGGAGACGACAUGAUGAAUGUACCACAAACAAUAGAUCCGAGAGUCAUUGUUCCUACAAGGUCGCGCAAUACCACGCAUCCCACGUCUCAAAACGACUCAGCCACUGAGCAUAAGAAUGACAGCAGACACCGUACAUAUGAAGAUGAGUGUAAUGCAGUGAAGCUGGAGAACUGCAGCAGCAACAAUGUUAGUGUGUGGUACGCCACCAGUGAUGACUGUUAUCAAUGGAAGCCAUACACACUAUGCCCGCACACCGUCGACAGCUUCGUCUCGAAGAACACCUGUCUGUCUACCUGUCUCGCAUUGUUCUUUUUAGAUGGGCUGUGUUCGGGAGUGAACGACGCAACAGAUCUUCGGCGCUGUAAGACAGCGGACAAGGAGUACCAAUGGUUCGCUUUUGACGGUCGUUGUCACCAUCUCAACGAUUCGGACGAUGGCUGUCUGGACGGCGUCAACCGCUUUCGCAACGAAACCGAAUGUUUGGAAGCAUGUAGUGGAUCGAAAUCGAAUACCCGAUGCAUGCAGGAAAAGGUAUUGACGGACGAGGCGUGUACAACUGGCAGGAUCUCGUCAUACGUUUUUGAAGCGACUACGAAGACCUGUGUUCCUGCUGCAUUCUGCGCUAGUACAUCAUUUGCCAGCUACGCUGCAUGCAGGGAUGCAUGCAUCAUAGCGUGACCCAUAUUCUGGUCUGACAAAGACCGAAAAGCUUACUACUAUCGGAAUCAUUUAAUGUUAUAAAGAUCAGGAUGAGUUCCUU